AUUUCGCAAUUUUAUGGCAUUUAGCCAUAUGUUUUGUCCAUAAGCCACGGAGGACGGCCAAGAGGGGCUGGUUACGCUUCUCUGUGACCUCGUUACCGGAGUGUGGAGCUGAGUGCAAGGCUAGGAAAGGAAAGAGGAUCACGGAAAAUCUAUAACAGAACCAAGUCUUUUAUGGAGAAUCCACAUUUCGGUAGCGGCGUGCUUACGGACUGCCGGAAAAUCAGCCAUAGAUUAUAAUUUAACAAAAUCAUUUGUAUAACAUCUCUGUGUAAAACAUGAUGAUAUUGUCUAUGAAGAUUGAGAUAGAUAAAUAGAAAGUUCAGCAAAUUACCGCGCAAUUGGACGCCUGAUCGGAUUUUCGAAAUUUCAUUUGAGAUUUUAAAUAAAGAACUAAGCUACGAUGGCUCCGAAACGCAAACGUAAAGCACAGAAACCAAAUGAGGAACCGAAGGAGAGUGGCGGUACUCCAAAAUCAAAACUUUCCAAGUCUGAAGACACCGCUAUAGACGCCAAUAUUCCAGUUUUAUAUAUCGAACAUUGUCGCUCCUGAAGUGUAUUUCGCCGUCGUGCCCUUCAAGUGCAUGCCGAACUCCUUGAGCAAUUGCGGAGAAUUGAUUCGAAAUUAGAACUUCAACUGCUCAUGAACGAUGAAAGCCCCCCACGGCGUGGUGCUUUUGAAAUAACCAUAGCUGCAAAACCUAAUGAAGGACGACAACAAAUUUGGUCAGGCAUAAAUAGGAAACCGCGAGCACAAAAGUUUCCACCCAUUGAAGAGUUGGCUAAGGCGGCUGGUCUUGUUUUGGGUAUCACAAUGGCUAAGGACAUGACAGGCGAUAAUGAAGAUACUAAAGACAAUGAUGAUGAAAAACCAACUUCAUCUACAAAAAUUGGUAAUAAAAGAAAGCGUUCACAAUUAUAAAUAUCUAAAUUUUUGAAGUCGAAAGGCGUUUGUAGCUUUUAUGACUAGUGCUUGGUAAAAUCCUUAAAAGGGAAGCUAAGCAUUACGAUUGUGUUUUGGCUCGACGCGUAUUGAUGGAUUGGUCUGAAAUAUUUAUAAGAGUGACAAAGAAUUUUCAUUUAAUUUUUUUUUUUUUUUUCAAUUUCAACCUCUUCCUGACUUUCAUAAAGGAAGCAGUUCCGUUGAUAAGAAGGUUUUGUAUUGAUUUUGUAAAAAAAACUCGUGCUAAAAGUAAUAUGACUAAAUAAAUGUAUAUAUUUUUGAUUCCUGGCUACAUGUGCGAUGUAUGCAUAUUUGUAUUUCCAGUAAUAAAAGUAUCAAGAUUGUA
Messenger RNA from Ceratitis capitata (Mediterranean fruit fly), 1286 nucleotides. RefSeq names its product selenoprotein BthD. The record is from RefSeq and is a predicted model, not a curated record. The transcript has 2 exons. Lineage: Eukaryota; Metazoa; Arthropoda; Insecta; Diptera; Tephritidae. Gene Ontology annotation, cellular component: Golgi apparatus.